AUGGUGCAUCAACAACCAGCAACAGAGAAUCCUAGCGGCCAAGAUGAACAGGGCGGAAAACCUGUUUUGAUAACCUCGAAGUUGCUUGGUCCUCCUCCUUACGUGCUAGACCCAGAAACGCUGGCCGACUCAUUCAAUCCAUUCCCAUGGAUGAGCGGCAAUUCAUUUCGGCAAGUUGACGAGAAUACGUUGGUCAAAUACGGCGCUGGCGUUACUCUGGUCGAAGCAGAAGCCAUGGACUUUGUCUCUCGCCAGACCAGCGUCAAAUGUCCCCAAGUCCUCGGUGCCUAUAAGCUCGGUGGCACUGCGCAUAUUCUCAUGUCUUUCGAACGUGGAAAGUCAUUGGAGGAAUUCUGGCAAGACGCCGCGGAGAACGAGAAAGAGGCAGUGAUUGGGCAGCUGCAGCACUACCUCAACGAAAUGCGAGGCAUCAAAGGCGACUAUGUGGGUGGCUUCAAUCGCAACUCUUGCGUGGCUGGCGAGUUUGAGUGGGACUUCGACAAGACGGAUCACAAAUAUGGACCGUACGCAGAUGAAGAUGGAUUUAAUCAUGGAAUCGCAGAAGCUCUGUCACGAGCGAGCCCAAAACCCGAUGUGGAGGAUCCCGAUUCCCCGGAGUAUAAUAGGAUGUAUACCACCCAGCAAAUGGUGCACUCCCUUCGUGGCCACGACAUAGUGUUCACACAUGGUGACCUUCACACUGGGAAUAUAAUCGUACAGGAUGAUUUAACUGUGGACGAGAAGGAAAAGGCAAUGUCCGCUCCAGCCGAAGACAAGCAUGCCAUCUCUGUCGUGCUCUGGGGCGGCGACAACCCAAACGACCCGUUGGCAGAUCCAGCCGGCCACGUGGCGCUCGCCGUGCACGCUGACGUCUCGCAGCCCGCCAUCUGCCAUCUUCACCACGCAAGGUGCCCGAACCAGGUGCGAUUCAUAUACGAGACGCGGCCGUCGCAGACCUUCGCCGCGGACCCGGCGCCGCGCGGCCGCUGCGAGCUGCGCGGGGGCUUAAGCGCCGGCGAUGCCCGCGCCGCCAACGACGUCCUAGCCCGCUUCGGCGCCGACGAGACCCAGCUGCCGUUUUACGGCGAGGGCAACUGCCACAACUGGACAGUAGCCGCAAUCGGGGCGCUAGAGGACGCCGGUCUCGCCCAACGGGGCGACGCCGCGGUCUGGGCUGCCCUCAUCGGCAAGGGACCAAGGGCCAUGCAGCGCAGCUGGGUCGACGGGAAUCGGAGGCGGUGGGUGGAUUGCGACGAGUUUGGCCAGGCUCGGUCUGGACCAGUGGAUGCGAGAUGGAGUGAAGGGAGCGAGGAGAAAGCAGUAGCUUCGGCAGUGACAAACGCUGAUACCGGCAAUCUCAAGGAUCGUGUGGCUAAAUUACAAAAGUUGCUGGGCGGUGAACAUAGGUCGCUCAGAAUCGCGCAGAAUGGAAGUCAGUUGCUCAUAAACGAUAUGUGUCCAUAA
This is a messenger RNA of Neoarthrinium moseri, 1464 nucleotides long. RefSeq lists its product as uncharacterized. The coding region runs from base 1 to 1464 and encodes 487 amino acids. The transcript has 3 exons. NCBI's taxonomy places the organism in Eukaryota, Fungi, Ascomycota, Sordariomycetes, Amphisphaeriales, Apiosporaceae. The record is from RefSeq and is a predicted model, not a curated record.